This is a messenger RNA of Nycticebus coucang (slow loris), 3998 nucleotides long. It is a transcript of the gene TTC7B, whose product is annotated as tetratricopeptide repeat domain 7B. The transcript is spliced from 23 exons. Lineage: Eukaryota; Metazoa; Chordata; Mammalia; Primates; Lorisidae. Bases 603 to 3227 code for a protein of 874 amino acids. Gene Ontology annotation, biological process: phosphatidylinositol phosphate biosynthetic process; protein localization to plasma membrane. Gene Ontology annotation, molecular function: protein binding. Gene Ontology annotation, cellular component: plasma membrane. The record is from RefSeq and is a predicted model, not a curated record.
UCACAGAGAAGCAAGAAGGAAGAAGUAAGCCUUUGUCUGAACUUCUGUAUGCAUCAGAAUUGCAAAUGUCCUAUACGUCAGAGCAAGUCCUGUGGCCAAGCCCAGGGUCAGUACAAGGGGCCACAAAACAUAUGGAUUCAGGAAGCAGGAAGACACAGACUGUUCAUGUGGCUUUCAUGGAGUUGUAUUUCACUCGGUUCCAUGUGCUUGAAGGAUAUAUUGUCCCAUACCAUAGUUCACUUAACAGGUCCACUGUCAAGGAGCCUACAGGUUGUUUUCUAUCUUAUGGUAUUAUCAGUAGGACCAUGUGGAAUAAACAUCCCUGUCUGUACAUCUUUGUGCUCAAGAGUGCAUAUAUCCAUGGGAUAAGUUCCUAAAACCAGCAUUUCUGGGUGAGAUGUUACAGGUGUAUAAAUUGCUCAUUGUUCCUUGGAGACACUCAUGCUGAUUUUUACCCCUACCAACAUGAUAGGCUACUGUCUGUUUUGCAGUCAGCAUUCUUUGAGGACGGGGGAUUACAAGUACUGCAAAUGCUGAGUUGCCUGUGACCUACAAGAAUCUACUCAGAGAUCUGGUUAGGAUUCCAGUUUGGCCACUAUGACAUGGCAGAACUGCUCCUUGGGGAGUCGAAGCUGGAGCAGUACCUGAAGGAGCACCCCUUGAGGCAGGGGGCCAGUCCCCGAGGCCCCAGGCCCCAGCUGACUGAGGUCCGCAAGCAUCUGACUGCCGCCCUGGACCGAGGGAACCUUAAGUCAGAAUUCCUACAAGAAUCCAGUCUGAUCAUGGCCAAGUUGAAUUAUGUGGAAGGAGAUUAUAAAGAAGCCCUGAACAUUUAUGCCCGGGUGGGCCUCGAUGACUUACCGCUGACAGCCUCCCCUCCUUACAGGUUGCGGGUGAUUGCGGAAGCCUAUGCUACCAAAGGACUUUGUUUAGAGAAGUUGCCUAUUUCAUCUUCUACUAGUAAUCUCCAUGUGGACUGGGAACAGGAUGUCAUCACCUGUUAUGAGAAGGCAGGGGACAUUGCUCUCCUGUACCUCCAAGAGAUAGAAAGGGUAAUACUUACUAAUAUUCAAAACAGAAGCCCUAAACCUGGCCCUGCUCCCCACGAUCAAGAACUAGGUUUUUUCCUAGAAACAGGACUUCAGAGAGCCCAUGUCCUCUAUUUCAAAAAUGGGAACUUGACGAGAGGCGUGGGAAGAUUUAGAGAGAUUCUCAGAGCAGUCGAAACGAGAACAACUCAAAACCUGCGAAUGACAAUAGCCAGGCAACUGGCAGAGAUCUUGUUGCGGGGUAUGUGUGAGCAGAGCUAUUGGAACCCUUUGGAGGAGCCGCCAUGCCAGUCUCCUCUGGAUGAUCCUCUACGGAAAGGAGCCAACACAAAAACCUACACCCUCACUCGGAAAGCCCGUGUCUACUCAGGAGAGAACAUUUUUUGUCCUCAAGAAAAUACUGAAGAAGCCCUGUUGUUAUUGCUAAUCAGUGAAUCAAUGGCUAACCGCGACGCUGUGCUGAGCAGGAUACCUGAGCACAAGAGCGACCGCCUCAUCAGCCUGCAGAGCGCAUCUGUGGUCUAUGACUUACUGACCAUCGCUCUGGGGAGAAGAGGCCAGUACGAGAUGCUGUCAGAGUGCUUAGAAAGAGCCAUGAAGUUUGCCUUUGAGGAGUUCCACCUUUGGUACCAGUUUGCUCUGUCACUGAUGGCGGCUGGAAAAUCUGCCCGUGCCGUGAAGGUGCUGAAAGAGUGUAUCCGUCUGAAGCCCGGUGAUGCCACCAUCCCUCUCCUUGCUGCCAAGCUGUGCAUGGGCUCCCUUCACUGGUUGGAAGAGGCUGAAAAGUUUGCCAAAACUGUCGUUGAUGUGGGAGAGAAAACAUCAGAGUUCAAGGCCAAAGGCUACUUAGCGCUGGGGCUCACAUACAGUCUGCAGGCCACUGACGCUUCUUUGCGAGGGAUGCAGGAGGUCCUACAGAGAAAGGCGCUUCUUGCAUUUCAGAGGGCCCACAGCCUGUCCCCCACAGAUCACCAAGCAGCUUUCUACCUGGCUCUGCAGCUUGCCAUCUCCAGACAGAUACCAGAGGCUCUGGGGUAUGUCCGCCAAGCUCUUCAACUUCAGGGUGAUGAUGUCAACUCCCUGCAUCUCCUGGCCCUCUUGUUGUCAGCGCAAAAGCAUUACCAUGAUGCCCUCAACAUCAUUGACAUGGCCCUGAGCGAAUAUCCAGAGAAUUUUAUACUGCUGUUUUCCAAAGUGAAGCUGGAAUCACUCUGCCGGGGCCCGGAUGAGGCGCUCCUCACCUGUAAGCACAUGCUACAGAUAUGGAAAUCCUGCUACAACCUGACCAACCCCAGUGAUUCUGGACGUGGGAGCAGCCUCUUAGAUAGAACCAUUGCUGACAGACGACAGCUUAAUACAAUUACUUUGCCAGACUUCAGCGAUCCUGAGACAGUGUCAGAGUCCUCCUCCUCUUCUCUUUCAAGAACCGAAUCUCCUCUCCACCUGUUUGUAUCUUCUCAUCUUCAUUCUCAUCCCAAACCCGAAACCUUUGUAUGGCCCCCUGGAGCCCAUUCAUUCCGUGACACAGGUCCCCGCGGCCACCACUGGGAACCCUCUCUCUGCAACUCUCCAGAAGUAUACUUUCAUGGUUUUCCUUCCCUUUUUUCAGUUAGCUCUGUCCACGCCACAUCCAUAGCAGCCUCCAGAGUGGAGCAGGCACUGUCAGAAGUGGCCUCUUCUCUGCAGAGCAGUGCCCCCAAGCAGGGCCCACUACACCCCUGGAUGACGCUGGCCCAGAUCUGGCUCCACGCAGCUGAAGUCUAUAUUGGCAUUGGAAAGCCUGCAGAAGCCACAGCCUGUACCCAAGAAGCUGCAAACCUCUUCCCAAUGUCCCACAAUGUCCUCUACAUGCGUGGCCAGGUUGCUGAGCUCCGAGGAAACAUCGAUGAAGCCCGGCGGUGGUAUGAAGAAGCCUUAUCCAUCAGCCCCACCCAUGUGAAGAGCAUGCAGCGCCUGGCCCUGAUCCUCCACCAGCUAGGCCGCUAUAGCCUGGCAGAGAAGAUCCUUCGGGACGCAGUGCAGGUGAACUCGACAGCCCAUGAGGUCUGGAACGGGCUGGGCGAGGUCCUCCAAGCUCAAGGCAACGAUGCAGCAGCCACUGAGUGCUUCCUGACGGCCUUGGAGCUGGAGGCCAGCAGCCCUGCCGUGCCCUUCACCAUCAUCCCCCGUGUGCUCUGAGCAGGAGCCUGCUGGCCUCCCCUGGGGCUAGGCCUCAGAGGCUUGGUGCCAGACCCCACCCGUCAGCCCAAGGGGACAAAUCUGCCACACUGAGGCCAUGGACGAGCAUUCGAUUAACCACAGUGAACUAACCAAACCAACCCGGAAUCCUCGCUCUCUCCACAUGCAUUUCUGUUGUUGUUUUGGCCAGCCCAAUGAUAGUUUCUGAACCUACUGACAUUGUUCAACAUGGAUUAUGUGCCAUAUUUUGUUAGUUGACAUCUGAGUUUUAAGUAAAAAUGAUUAUGGAAUUAUUCAGCAAAUGUAAAAGAAUAUAUUCAAAGUUAAAAUUCAGUGGCAGAACAGAUUAUUUUUAUCAAAGCUGUAAAGAAAACAAUUGUCCUCCCCUCCCUCCACCACUGCUGCCCACCUUGCCCAGAAACCAAAUGUGAAUCUUCUGUCUCCCACCUCAGUGCUAGUCCGUACCAGGACACCAGCUAACAGUUUCUUGGUUUUAUUGUUAAUAAUUGUACCAUGUGAUGAAUUACUGUCCUCACUUAGAACAAAGCCUGAGUCCAAGACUAUUUAUAUUUUACCAAUAUAUGCCUGUUACAAGAGAAGGAAAUAUGAGUUAUUUAAGUUUAACUUUUUUAUAUGAAUUCAGAGUUUAUUUAUCGAUGGAAAUAUGUAAAAAGAAGCUUCAAAUGGAAUAUUUACCGACAUUCCUUAUACAUGACAGACACUUGGCUACAUGGGAAGAUGAUGUUAAUAAUAAAAUGAUUUUUAAAUGGA